CGGCCAUAGGCUGCGAUAGGCCCUCUUCUUCGUUCUUACAGGUACGGGUACGUACUUAUCGCCUAAAAAUCUCUCGUGACUCUUCCUGCACCCAUCUUCACGAUGUCUGUCGUGCAUCAACCGCUAUCUGAGUCUAUGAUACCUCGUCUGGACCCCGAAUACGUCGAAUUUCACAGAUCCACGCUCGCUUACAUCAUCCCUCCGCACACUUUGCCCUGGUCCCCAGAGCUUAGAAACGCGCCUGCUGUUCCCGGAAGCUCGACACCGCUCUCUGUUGGAAGUACUGUAGACAUUGAUCUCACCUACACCAAGUUCAGAGCUUUCACACCCGAGGGCGAGGCGCCGGCGGACGGCUGGCCAGUCUUCAUCUUCUUCCACGGAGGAGGCUGGACUUUCGGAAGCAUCGGGGCAGAGAAUGCGUUUGCUACAAACAUGUGUGUCCACGCGAAAUGUGUGGUGAUUUCUGUCGAUUACCGUCUUGCACCCGAGCAUAAAUAUCCUACGGCCGUUGAUGAUUCGGCUGAGUCUUUGGAAUGGGUUGUUGCGAACGGCCAAAAGGUGCUCGGUGUCGAUACGACCCGAAUUGCCUGGCUGAUGUUCACCAGCGGCGGCAACCUAGCGGCGAUUUUGGCUCUCAAAGCGGCACAGCGCUCUCCGCCGAUUCCCCUCCUCUUUCAGUUGUUGAUCGUUCCCGUUACGGACAACACGGCUUCCGUCGACGACUUGUGGAAGGAAAAUGCGCUAACUCCGUGGCUAAGCCCAGAACGUAUGAUUUGGUUCCGGAACAACUAUUUGCCCAACAAAGACGAUCAUACCAAAUGGGAUGCAUCUCCCAUCUUCGCGCCAGAUGAGCUGCUUGCCAAAGUCCCCAAGACGUGGAUCGCUGUCUGCGAGGCUGAUAUUCUCUGUGCCGAAGGCAUCGCGUACGGGAGAAAAUUGUCUGAAUUGGGUGUACCGACACACACCGAGAUCUACAAGGGAGCACCUCACCCGAUCAUGGCAAUGGAUGAAGUCUCCAGUGUCCUCAAAAUUGGCGCAAAGAUGGUCGCAGAUGCAGCUGCAGCCUUGAGCGAAGGACUCGGAACCGCUUAA
Messenger RNA from Mycena citricolor, 1092 nucleotides. NCBI's taxonomy places the organism in Eukaryota, Fungi, Basidiomycota, Agaricomycetes, Agaricales, Mycenaceae. The record is from the annotation of a GenBank genome assembly.